Triticum aestivum (bread wheat) is the source of this 535-nucleotide messenger RNA. RefSeq names its product metallothionein-like protein 1. The transcript is spliced from 2 exons. Bases 66 to 290 code for a protein of 74 amino acids. The record is from RefSeq and is a predicted model, not a curated record. Gene Ontology annotation, molecular function: metal ion binding. Lineage: Eukaryota; Viridiplantae; Streptophyta; Magnoliopsida; Poales; Poaceae.
AUUGCUCACAAUCUCAAAUCACUUAUUCCUCUUCCAUCUUCAACAAAACUUAAACAAAACUAAGGAUGUCUUGCAGCUGUGGAUCAAGUUGCGGCUGUGGCCCAAACUGCAACUGCGGCAAGAUGUACCCUGAUUUGGAGGGGAAGAGCACCACCUCUAUGCAGGCCACCGUCGUCGCCCUCGUCGUCGGGCCCGCGAAGGUGCAGUUCGAGGAGGCCGCCGAGUCCGGUGAGGCCGGCCACAGCUGCAGCUGCGGUGCCAGCUGCAAGUGCAACCCUUGCAACUGCUAAGAUGCAAGCAAUCGAUGUGUAUGUGAUUGUGUCGUGUCUCAUCGGGUGUGUGAAUAAUGAAACCGGCACCGUCCGCCUGGUUAAUGUUGUGGUGUGGUUUGCUCUUGGCGCCCCUGUGCUCAUGUAACUUGUGAAACUAUUGCUACUGUUUUGUGUUUGUGUGUGCGAGCCUAUAUGUGUGUGUCUUUGUAGUUUGUAAUGGUCCAUCUGAACUAAAGUGAAUAUGCAAAACAGGUUCGCGCAAA